UUGGUCAUCAUCAUCGUUUAACGUGAAUGAAUACACGGUGAUUGGCAAACUUGGCUGUGAAUAUAAUUUGCUUUCACUGUAUUUAGAUUUAGGAUUGACAUAGUUGAGGCGUGCUAAUUUAUUUUUUAUAGGAGAGUCAAUACUCAAUAUCUGCCACUUAUAAAAUUAUAGGCUUCACCUCAGACACAUAUUCUACAUAGGUAUAUGAAUUACUGUGUUAGUGAUGUGAAGUUCUUUUAAAUGAGAUCAUAAUCAUCGCCAUUUUCGACUACUUAUUAAAGCUACAAAAUAAAUAUUUUGCUUUUUAAUUACAACUUUUGGGAAAAAAAUAUGGCAUCCGGCAGUAAAUUUGGAUUCGGACUUCAUUCCGGAUUUGGUCACCCAGUUUUGAGACAAUGGCAGGAAAACAAUACGCAGAUUAGUGCAAGUAACCUGAUGUACCCGGUCUUUAUCUCGCAUGAUCCAAACGGUGAAGAAGAGAUCCCAUCCAUGCCCGGGGUCAAGCGUUGGGGUCUCAAUACGAUUACAACUCAUUUGAAACCAAUUGUGGAAAAUGGAUUGACGUCCAUUCUAAUUUUUGGCGUCCCAAAGACCGAUGUCAAAGACGAAACUGGCUCUGCAGCAGAAGACCCAAAACGUUCCCCGGUCGUGCCAGUGAUCCAAUUGAUUCGGAAAGCAUUUCCUAAUCUUUUGGUGGCUUGUGACGUUUGUCUCUGCACUUGGACAAAUCACGGCCACUGCGGAAUCAUUCCUCAAGAUGCAAAUGGACAGAUUGACAAUGCCGCGUCCAUCAAAAGAUUGGCGCAAAUUGCAGUUGCCUUUGCGAGGGCUGGGUGUCAAGUUAUUGCUCCAAGCGACAUGAUGGAUGGGCGUGUUCUGGCGAUUAAAACUGCUUUAAAAGAAGCCAAUUUAGGAAGACAGGUUCCUGUGUUGUCGUAUUCUUCGAAAUUUGCUUCCUGUCUCUACGGCCCAUUUAGAGACGCUGCAGGAUCUGCUCCUUCGUUUGGAGACCGGAAAACCUACCAACUCCCAUUAGGAUCGGCAGGAUUAGCAAUUCGAGCAGCGGAUCGGGAUGUUGAGGAGGGUGCCGAUAUGUUGAUGGUGAAACCAGGAAUUUUCUACUUGGACCUCAUUUCAAAGAUUAAGGAAAGACAUCCAAACCAUCCCAUGUUUGCGUAUCAGGUUUCUGGCGAAUAUUCCAUGUUGGUUCGAGGAUCAGAAGCAGGACUGUUUGACUUGGAUACGGCCAUUAUGGAAGCCCUCCGCUCGUUUAGACGUGCUGGAACUGAUGUCAUCAUUUCCUAUUUUACGCCACGAGUCCUGGAGAAUUUGCGAAUAUCGCAAAAAGUGUGAAUCCAUAGAUUUUGCUUCACAAUAAAUUUGCCUCAUUUCCUCUCCUCCCUCCCACGAGAGGCGUUUGAUAGAAAUUGUAAGACAUUUGUAAAUGCUUACAAAUAAAUGAGAGCACAUUAUGAAGUAUGAAUUCUUUGAAACAUGUUUUCAUUAAAUAGAUUCAGGUUACUAGUAUUGGUUACUAGUAUA
This is a messenger RNA of Folsomia candida, 1542 nucleotides long. Its product is annotated as delta-aminolevulinic acid dehydratase. Gene Ontology annotation, biological process: heme biosynthetic process. The record is from RefSeq and is a predicted model, not a curated record. The transcript has 6 exons. Lineage: Eukaryota; Metazoa; Arthropoda; Collembola; Entomobryomorpha; Isotomidae. Bases 331 to 1353 code for a protein of 340 amino acids. Gene Ontology annotation, molecular function: porphobilinogen synthase activity; zinc ion binding. Gene Ontology annotation, cellular component: cytosol.